Solanum tuberosum (potato) is the source of this 1270-nucleotide messenger RNA. Its product is annotated as protein DETOXIFICATION 18-like. The coding region runs from base 104 to 1270 and encodes 388 amino acids. Gene Ontology annotation, molecular function: antiporter activity; xenobiotic transmembrane transporter activity. The record is from RefSeq and is a predicted model, not a curated record. Gene Ontology annotation, biological process: xenobiotic detoxification by transmembrane export across the plasma membrane. Gene Ontology annotation, cellular component: membrane. NCBI's taxonomy places the organism in Eukaryota, Viridiplantae, Streptophyta, Magnoliopsida, Solanales, Solanaceae. The transcript is spliced from 5 exons.
UAAAAACGAAGAUCUCGAUUACGUAACCAAAUUACAUGGUAGCUUGUUUCCCAAUCAAAAAGACCUCAUUGUAGACUUUCAGGGCAGAGCCCAAAAAAAAAAAAUGGCUUCGGAGAAUUGUUCAUCCGAUCCGAAAAGUCCCCUGUUAGGAUCAUCAUCAUCGUCAGGCAUUUCAUCGAACAGUUGGUGUGCAAAGUUGAUCGACGUAGAAGAGGCUAAGAAUCAGAUGUUAUUUUCAUUGCCAAUGAUUGUAGUGAACAGUUGUUUCUCCUUCAUCAACCUUGUUUCCGUCAUGUUCGCCGGACACCUCGGGAAACUCGAGCUGGUUGCAUCAAAUCUUGCUAAUUCAUGGGCUAUGGUUACUGGUUUCAGCUUCAUGGUUGGUCUAAGUGGUGCACUUGAGACAUUAUGCGGACAAGGGUAUGGAGCAAAAAUGUACAGAAUGUUGGGGAUACAUUUGCAGGCAUCAUGCAUCAUAUCGUUCUUCUUUUCUGUGGUGAUUUCUGCCAUCUGGUGGUAUUCUGAUAUGAUUCUGAUUUUACUUCAUCAAGAUCCUGACAUAGCUAGAGAAGCCGGUGUAUUUUUGAGGUUCCUCAUUCCUGGAUUGUUUGCAUAUAGUUUUCUGCAAAACAUUUUGAGAUCUCUUCAGGCACAGUCGAUCAUCAUGCCUCUGGCUUUCUGUUCAGUUGGAUCUUUAGUCAUCCACAUUGGGAUUUCCUAUGCCUUGGUUCAUUGGACAGGUCUUGCUUUUAAAGGAGCAUCAUUAGCGGCUUCUAUUUCGAUCUGGAUCUCACUUCUCACGUUGGGCCUAUACGUGCUCCUUUCGAAGAGAUUCAACCAUAUCUGGAGAGAUGGUCUCUCGUUCGAGCCAUUUCAUCAUAUCCUUACAAACUUGAAGUUGGCUUUGCCCUCUGCUGCCAUGGUAUGCUUGGAGUACUGGGCUUUUGAGCUUCUUGUGUUAUUGGCUGGUUUGAUGCCAAACUCAGGAACAACUACUUCUGUUGUAGCUAUGUGUGUAAAUACACAAAACAUAGCUUACAUGAUAUCUUAUGGUCUGAGUGCAGCUGCAAGCACUAGGGUGGCAAACGAGUUAGGAGCUGGAAAUCCUGAUAAAGCUAAGCAUGCUAUGUUUGUUACUCUCAAGCUAUCUGUUCUUCUUGCCAUUGCAGUUGAUUUGGCUCUAUUUUUAGGUCAUAAUGUCUGGGCUAGCCUCUUCAGUGAUAGUGCGGAGACAAAUGUACCAGCAAAUUAUAUCAACAAGACAACUUAA